Molecule: messenger RNA, 1165 nt
Organism: Dalotia coriaria
Lineage: Eukaryota; Metazoa; Arthropoda; Insecta; Coleoptera; Staphylinidae
Exons: 1
Coding region: 98-1165 (355 amino acids)
Source: RefSeq, a predicted model, not a curated record
GGAAACUUUCGUAUAAUCAACCGCGGACCACAACAACUGUUUGCAAGUAUUGAAACUAUAAAGAUUAGCUGAGGUUGCACUAGCGCAAACAGUGAUAAUGAUUAUGGCGAAGAUUCAGAACGGAAGUUUAGUGUUAUUGCUCUGUUUGGUUGCGCAUUGUGCUUUUUCCAGCGCGAGUCCUUUCCCGACAACAAAAGAAGUCGAUAACGCAGCGAGAGAAGAAAAUCCAGCUAACGUGAACGUUUACCUUGUGAGGACGAAAAGAUUCGAGGACCAACGCGGCUCCAGUUCAGGCUACAUGUACAAAACGACAGGUCACGACGGACCCACUAGUUAUGUGCACUUCAAGACUUCCUACGGCCCGCUCAAACCCUCCGCAAACGCCAAAACUGAGCAACAAGUUUAUAGCAUACCAGCGGAUCUUCCACCGAUCACCAAACACCUAACCAAGAAAGAAAUCGACGAGAAUGAUAAGUACACAAACGCUGCUGAAGUUUUCGAAGAUAACGAAGGUCCCACACACAUGGAGUACAACUCUGAUGAUGACAGCGAUGAUGAAGACUACGAGGAAGAUCACGGGUCAAGUUACGAAGAUGCCUCCUCAUCAAAACACGGCUCCAAGGGACAAUCAGGAUACAGUAACAAAGAAAACUUCGCCAAGGGCGCAUCCGGUGAGCAUGAUGAGGAAAACUCAGCUGGAUCACACGCAGCUUCAGGCGGACACAAAGCCGCCAGCCAUGAGGACGCCGGACAUUACGCAGAGGGACACGCAGCGGGAAGUUCAGAAAAUGGCGGCUCACACUCACAUGCCGAAUCACACAAAAAAGGAUCCAAAACCAGUGGAUAUCAUAAGAUCUAUCGCAAAGAUGAGUACAAAAAAGAUCACACAUUCUACGACGAGAAGGAUGUCAAAGGACAUUUUGACAGCUAUGGUAAAGGACACAAAGAACAUGCCAGCGCAGAGGGUGGGUUUCGCAAAGGUGGGAAACACGCGAGUGCCCACAAGGAAGGAGAACAAUCAGAGAAAGGACACUUUGAUAAAGGGAGAUACAAUCAUCAGGAUGCCGGUUAUAGGGCGAAAGAUGGCGGUGAGAAAUAUUACCAAAACCGUGCGGAUUACAAAGGUGCAGAUGGAAAGCAUUCUUAUCGAGAGCAAGCUUAUUAA